Molecule: messenger RNA, 5379 nt
Organism: Candidozyma haemuli
Lineage: Eukaryota; Fungi; Ascomycota; Pichiomycetes; Serinales; Metschnikowiaceae
Gene: SAC3
Product: Sac3p
Exons: 5
Coding region: 1-5379 (1792 amino acids)
Biological process (GO): mRNA export from nucleus
Cellular component (GO): transcription export complex 2; cytoplasm; nucleus
Source: RefSeq, a predicted model, not a curated record
AUGUCCGCACCGCAAGGCGGCAUCCAGACAGCCAGAGCUCCAGGAGCUCAGAACCAGGCAGGCCACGAUCCAAAACGUGGCAGAAAGAAACCUCCCAGCAAUGGCCAGCAGCCGAGGCGUACAGGUAAACCACCUUCAAGCAACCCCAAUGUGUAUACUAGAGCCAAAGGUACCAAUCCUAGAAGUGAUACGAAUAGAACAACGUAUAGGAGGCCUCGGGACGGGCAGAAACCACAAUCUAGCCAGUCGAACCAACGAAAUGUAUCUAAUCAGUCUAAUCAGUCGAGCCAGUCAGGUCAGUCAAAUCAAUACCAGUACCAUAAUCCCAACUCGAACCAGCUACUGCGGCGCCAACGCCCAAAUCAGAAGUUCAAUCUGGAUAUGUAUUCUAAUGGCACCGCUCCUGGUGUUUCUACGGAGAAUUCUGGGCUACUAGGUAGCUUGUUUGAUGAUCCAGCUAGUUAUGGGUUCCUGAUGCAGCCCAGGUCACAGCCCAAAAGACCAACUCCUAGGUUCAUGCUUUCACAACCAAGAAUGCUCGUUACGCCUGAAUUCAAUCCUAACGAAUGGGAUAGGCAGAAUCAAGAGAAGAUGUUGCAGAUGGAACAGGCUAACGGUGGUAGAGACUACCAGGGCAUCUACGAGGACUUCCAGAAAAUGAGAGACGUGGAAAGAAAGAAGAUGGAGGAAUUGGGACUCGUCGAUGCCGAAAAUACCACCAAGGACUUGAACGAAGCAAUUGCAUUCCAGGGCACUUGUUUAGAUAUGUGUCCUACGUUCGAAAGAGUCCGCAGAGCUCUUGAAAAUAACGUUAAAAAUCUAGAAAAGGAUCCCUCAACUAAUAAGAUCUCCAGAGAAAGAGCCAUCAAAGCAUUUUCACGUCCAGCAGCCGGCCAGCCGCCGCUGAUGCCUUCUGACGUGAGACCUCCGCAUGUGUUGCAACAGACACUCGACUACAUUGUUGAUAAUAUCAUAGAGCAGCUUCCUGAAGCACAUUCAUUCAUUUGGGACAGAACAAGAUCUAUCCGUCAAGACUUCAUUUAUCAGAACUUCUACGGUCCUCAGGCCAUAGAUUGUAACGAGAGAAUCGUCCGCAUUCAUUUACUUUCCCUCCAUAUCAUGGCCGGUAGUGAUGUUGAGUACUCCCAGCAGCAAGAGCUUGAACAGCUCAAUAAGGCUCUACAGACACUUACAGAAAUCUACCAGGAUGUCAGGAACCAUGGCGGAUCCUGUCCCAACGAGGCCGAAUUCAGAGCAUAUAACCUUAUCAGUCAUUUUAGAGAUCCCGAGUUAGAAAGAGAGAUUCAGACACUUCCAGAUGAAAUUCUUCAAUCCAAGCAGGUUCAGCUUGCCCUUCGCUUUAGGGCGUUGAUGUCGCAGAAUAAUGUCAUUGAAAGAGGGUAUACUAAUGCUGUCGGAGCCCUUAAUUUCUUCGUUGAAUUCUUCAGACUUGUCUACAGCCCCGAGACUCCAUUUCUCCUCGCAUGCUUGUUGGAGACACACUUCAAUGAGUACCGUUUCUAUGCGCUCAAGUCUAUGACCCGUGCUUACCACACCAAGGGCCGUGCCUUCUUGGCUACUUCUUUACAGGAUAUGCUUGGUUUUGAUUCCAUAGACAAGUUGGUUGCAUUUGUACAAUAUUAUGAGGUCGAUACGCUUCAUGAGGAUGGUGUGCUACUUAUCGAUUUGUUCAACAAGGAAAAGUUGGAAACCAAGUAUAAGCUCAACUGUUAUACGGACAAACCAAAGUUGUCCCAGGCUUUCUCCAUACAGCUUGACCAAAAGUCUAAAGGCUUGAGAUUACGAAGUUAUGUCAAUUCUGGACUCUCAAACGCUGAUUUGCAUCUACAGAGACAGUCCCAGCCAAUCAUCACCCUGGUUACGAAGAAACCUAUAAAGGCAAGUCAAGCAUCCCACGCUGCUGAUUCUAUGGCGUCAAAUUUUGGGACUUUUGGGUCAGAUACGUCCAAGGCUACAACGCUGCAAACAGCGACUGGUUUUGGUCAAAAUACCGUCGCUCCUCCUCUGUCAGGAUUUGGUCUGACACCUUCUUCAACGUUCCAGUUUGGCCAACCUCCCGUGCAACCAUCAGCAGGUUUUGGUGGUUUUGGACUGAGCGCCACUGGUAACCAAAAUGUGGGCUCCUUGAACUUAGAAGACUUUUUGAAAUCGCAGAACGGUACUGCUAAACAGCCUCAGCAGACGGAAGCAAAGCCAGCGUUCUCAUUCGGACAACCAGCAGAGAAGGCUGUUACACCUGUUGAAGCACCUAAACCAGCAGCAGAACCAAAGUUCAAUUUCACAAAGCCUGAGCCAUCAACCGUUGCUGAGAAGCCUAAGGUGAGCUUUGGUGCAGCUGUUAGUAUUCCAUUUGAUUCUACGGCACAGCCCAAUAAAGACACGGGUUUACAACCUAAGGUCAUUGACUUGAAGGAUGAGAAACCUCCGUUGUUCAGUUCAAAGCCCGCAGCUCCAACGCUUCCCAAGCCUCCUACUCCAGCAGUAUCAGAAAUUCCAAAGUUCGAACCUAAACCGGUUUCCCAGCCUCUUGCGCCCCCUGUGCCAACUGCUCCAUCUAAAUUAGUUGACGCUGCCAAGUUCCCUGCUGCUCUCAAAUCAGCAUUCAAUGACAUUCUCGGUAGAGCUAUCGAUGAGGAACUUUACAAGAUGCUUCCUAGAAUUAUCAAAUACGAGAAUAGGGCAACUGAAAGACAGAAGUUGAUCGACGGCUUAGCUGGUGAGCUCUUCAGAGCAUUUGUUGAUGAGGUAACGUACGAAUCUUCGUUACGUGCUAUAGCCGACCAAUACGAAAAGAAAAUUGCUGUUAGAAGGACGUUGCAAGCCUUGCGCAACUCUUAUGAAAAGAAGCGGGCCAAGAAUGACCAAAGGAAGCAGAAACUCGAGGAGCUUCAAUCCAUUUCCUUCAAGAAACCGACACUUAAGAGAGUUGCACUGGCAUCCAGUUCUGUGGAUGGAUCGUUCAGAAAGCGUGCCAACUAUUCACCCAGAAAUGAGAGUUUCAGUCGCAUGAGUGAAAAGCAGCUGGCUAUUGAAGACCUCUGGAAACCACUCGACCUCGUGCAUUUUGUCGAUAACUGUACCUCAAAGGUGAAGGUAUCCUCUAACAAGAUUGAUCUCAAGUGCUUGAUUGUUGUGGAAGAUUGGGGCUUAGCAUAUUCGAAAUGGUUGAACACAAAGUUUAAGUUGCAAGUUGCUGAAGAUGGACAGUACUACAAGAAUACCAUCUCAAACCAGUCGCUCAAGGUCGAUUUCGAGAGUUUACCAAGCGGCAAUGCUCUUAAAGAAAGCUCGUUCCAGCAAAAGAGUUUCGGAAGCUUGCGGGCCAAGCUCGAGCGAGAUGGAAGCAUUCUUCAUAAAAUCUUCCAGAUCUGCAGUCGCUACUGUCUUUACAAAGUGCAGAUUCUUUUGGUUCUUUGGGAUGUACAGAAUGUUGGAUUGAGUCCUAUGGAAGUGAAACAGAUUAUGCGUUUAAGCGAAUUUCCCAAGGAUAUCGUACAAGAUGUGAUACUUUGUGAUAUGUCUUCAGGCGAAGACAGCGUUGCUGAAACGCUUAAUAAAGGAAUGGAGCGGAUGAGUGGACGGUUCAAGGGUAAGCUCACUGCUCCCGAGAUAGAAAGAAGACGCAGACUACAAGAAGAAGAAGCUAAGAAGUCACGGACAACCGAAGAGGCAGAAUUGACCCUUCGUCAAAAAGAAGCUGAUGCGCUCAAGAGAGCUGAACAAAGCAGACAAGUUGGGUACCUCAACAAGCACAUCAACAACUCCUACGACAUGAGUAAUGCCUCGUUCCGGACCGCCGCCAACACCACACGUGGCCUUAAUAACACUACAUUCGGAAACGGCAACCAGACCAUGCUCAAUUUGAACAAUUCGUUUUUGAACCACGACACCAGCCAAGGUGCCAGAGACUUGUCCGUGCUCGGUUCCUUCGGCAACAACGUGAGCGUAUUGGAAGAGAGCACACCGUUCGGAUCGCCCAGACCAAGCAUUUCUUCCCGCGGAGCGCUUCCCAAGAAAGUCAAUGAUUUAAACUGUCUUAGGAAAAUGGACUACUUCAAAGACGCCGCAAAGAACUUCUCUUUGUACGACGCCAAACACUACGUCCGUAAGGCCCAGAAUGUCGCCAUGAACCUUUCGGAAAUGGAGGCCAAGGUCCGUGAGGCCACCAACAACGAGCCAUGGGGAGCACUGACCACGUUGAUGGCCCAGAUCGCCGCAGGCACUUAUAAUUACAGAGAACGUGAGGAGAUCCUUAGUUUCGUGUUUAGAAGGUUUACUGAAAAGGCUGCCAAUGAGUGGAGGCAGAUCUACAAGUCUUUGCAAUUGUUGGACUACUUGAUCAAGAACGGAUCUGAGCGCAUUGUGGACGAUGUGAGGGCCAACUUGUCGUUGAUCCAGAUGUUGAAAUCUUUCCACUACAUUGACUCCAAGGGCCGUGAUCAGGGUAUUAAUGUGAGAAACCGGUCCAAGAACCUUGUGUCUUUCUUGAAUGACGAUGCUUUGAUCAGAUCAGAGAGAAAGAAGGCCCGUGCCAACCAGAAGAAGUUUGGCGGUGUGUCGUCUGCUGCUUUUGGCGGUGCUUCUUCGAUAACCACUGGUUACGGCCAGGACGAUGAUGACUUCACUAAUAGAGUUUACGGUGAUGGUGGUGUCUACGGUGCUCGUUACGACGACCCAGCCGACGAAUAUAGAAACGGCAGUUCUGGUAACGACAACUAUGAAGAAUACGAUGUGGACGCCACGGCGUCCAACCCAGGCCGCUCCAAGAGCACUACAAGUUCGUCUAAGGUCAAUGCUUCGUCAUCCAAGAAGGCUGCUGCUCCUGAGCCAGAUCUUUUGGGCGAUUUGAUGAACUUUGAUGAUGCUGCUGCCUCUUCUAGCGCUCCAGCUCCUGCUGAAGCUGCCGCCGAUGAUGACGAUGACGAUUUCGACGACUUCCAGGCCGCUCCUUCUUCAAACAACACCGGUACCGGUAGUCUUUCAAGCAACUUGGCCAACCUCUACGUUUCACAGCCCGUAGCUGCGCUGAGGCAACCUUCACAGACGUACGGUCAAACCCCAGCCUUCCAGCAACCCACAUAUACUCCAGCCAGCAGCAGUUCUUUCGGCGGUGCCGUGCUGACAGGCCCAGCCAAGCCAUCAGCAUCGAACGAUGCGUUCUCGUCGCUCUUCUCUAGUGCCAAGACGAAAUCCACGCAUAAGCCUGCUAGCUCUGUGUCGACGCCCGCCAAAGACAGCCAACCCACGGAUGACUUCUUUGGCUCGUCUUCGCAACCCGCCAGCAACGGCGGCAACAAGCCCAGCAACACCAAUAACAACAACAAUAACAGCGGUGAAGUGGAUUUGUUGAGCUUCUAA